AACUUUCGUAGAUCACAAUAUUCUACUCAGAUUUAAGUGUGAGUACAUUACUGGGUUAGGUAACAAUACUGUGAUCAUAUUUGUUAUAUACCUAAAGUUUAUUCAAAAGAUGUAAUAUUGUUAGCUGUUUAACUCAAAGGUUAUGGCUUUUAAGUUUCGGCAUCUUUCGAAUAGUUUCAUUGUACUAAAUAGAUUAAGUUUUCGAAAUAUAAUGACAUCGCCAACUAAGCUAGAAAAAGCUGUGGAGCAAUUGCAAAAGAAUCCCUAUUAUGAAAAAUACGCUGAUCGUAUCGCUACCCUUCAGAAAACUUCUCCCCAAGAGUUUCUACAAAGAUUAGAGGAACAGCAGAAAACUAAACAGAAAGAAAAAGAAAAGAAGCUGGGCGUAGUUGACACCAGACAGUUUUCCUCAGUUUUACACCCUAAGGAAACAUUAAGCAAGGAUAUAACAGUUGAAGAUAAAAAGCUUGAGGCCAUUUUAAAAUUAGAUUUGGUAACAGAAAAAGAUGCUUCAGAUAUUCAAAAUAUUUGGGAAGAAUAUCAUAAGAACAAAGAAGUGAUAUCAGCAACAAUUCCUCUUGAUGUUUAUACCACGGUUCAUGAAAAGAUGAAAGAUUAUCCUACAUUCUUAUUUCCCUUGCCGCGAUCUGAGGGAUACGAGUUCAUAAUGUGUCAGUGCCACAAUCACACCGUGCACUUUACACCGCUUCUUGCCUUUCAGGUUCAUAAAGAAAAUGCACCUGAAUGUUUGACAAUGAUACAUUAUACAGAACUCAACCACAAAGGAAUAGUGUUGAUGAGAGGAGAAUAUGACAAGAAUGUGCUGAAUGGCCAGGAGGCACAAUGCUUGGCAAACCAGUUUCAAAUGUAUUUUUGUGGUAAAGAUUUAACCAAGCAGCAUUUGCUAGAGACAUUUAAUAAGAAACCAGAUGCUUUCAAACACAUGGAUCUAAUAACAGAACUAGAGAAUAUCACAUUAGUAUAGAUCUUGCAUUCAGUAAAGUUUUAGUACUUA
Molecule: messenger RNA, 1015 nt
Organism: Papilio machaon (common yellow swallowtail)
Lineage: Eukaryota; Metazoa; Arthropoda; Insecta; Lepidoptera; Papilionidae
Product: ATP synthase mitochondrial F1 complex assembly factor 1
Exons: 4
Coding region: 143-985 (280 amino acids)
Biological process (GO): mitochondrial proton-transporting ATP synthase complex assembly
Cellular component (GO): mitochondrion
Source: RefSeq, a predicted model, not a curated record